Penicillium verhagenii is the source of this 708-nucleotide messenger RNA. RefSeq lists its product as uncharacterized. The record is from RefSeq and is a predicted model, not a curated record. Lineage: Eukaryota; Fungi; Ascomycota; Eurotiomycetes; Eurotiales; Aspergillaceae. The coding region runs from base 1 to 708 and encodes 235 amino acids. The transcript has a single exon.
AUGGGAAUCAUACCCUCACCACCAUCUACCAAAACUUUAUACGCUAUGGGUUUGAUUCGUGAUGCUAUCGGCACGGCACUUGGUUCCGAUCAAGUAGCCAACGGCUUCAACGGGCCCAAGUUGCCUUUUGGAAACAAGGGCAGCAGCAUCCGUGACAUGAGACGCUCAGCACUAUCCUCACCUUCUCGUCAAGGGUACAUUUCCGAAAUCAGUUACCAGAAUGACAGGGGUUUGUACCCACCAGAGGACAUGCAGAGAGGUAUGGCAAGACAGCAGGGGUACAACGGUUAUCAAAAUCGAGGCCCACCACUACCUCCCCGCUGUGAGCCUCCUCCAUAUGCCAGCGAUAACCAAAGCUGGUAUCAAGAAGAGCCUUACAACGGCCAACGCUUUGACGAACAGCCUUACAAUGGUCAACGCUUUGAUGAACAGUCAUACUACCAGCAAGGCCCCGUCCGAGACAUGGGGUACCCGAGAGAUAUGGGGUAUUCUAGUAGGGAUGCUGGUUUCCGCCCGAUCGCCUUGCCUCAGAUUUCUUAUGGUGACGGACAACCUUUCCUUCGAGGCUACUCAAAUGAGCUAAGCAGAUAUGGCAUCUCUGAAGCGGAGUUCAUUCGACUUGUUGAUGCCAUCAAUGUUGCAAUUAUUCCCAGUCCCGAGAACCAAAUUUUCCAAAAGGGUGCAAAUAUCGCUGGAUGGUUUGUGUAA